This is a messenger RNA of Ricinus communis (castor bean), 1453 nucleotides long. RefSeq names its product biotin carboxyl carrier protein of acetyl-CoA carboxylase 1, chloroplastic. Bases 230 to 1177 code for a protein of 315 amino acids. Gene Ontology annotation, molecular function: acetyl-CoA carboxylase activity. Gene Ontology annotation, biological process: fatty acid biosynthetic process. The transcript has 6 exons. NCBI's taxonomy places the organism in Eukaryota, Viridiplantae, Streptophyta, Magnoliopsida, Malpighiales, Euphorbiaceae. Gene Ontology annotation, cellular component: acetyl-CoA carboxylase complex. The record is from RefSeq and is a predicted model, not a curated record.
ACUAACAAAAUAACUAUAAUACAUACAUAAUCUAAAAACUAACUCACUUCUCUCUCUCUCUCUCUUUGGUUUCAUCGAUCCUAAGAACCCCUCAGACCAAUCAGAACAGAAAGCCUCUCUUUCUGUUCACUGCAUCUUUCUUUCGAUUGUUUCUUCAUCUUUCUUUCAUACUUACUGCAAAAUUGAAAUUGAUUCGAGUUAAAAGUUAAAAAGAAUUGGUGCUUUGCAAAUGGCGUCUUCACUUUCAACAACACCUUCGGCUUCGGCUUCUGCAGUAGUGAAAACUACCCCCAAUUUGUCUCAUUACAGUAGCUAUACUCUUUCCAGGGUCUCUUUUCCUCUCUCUCCUAAACCCAACUUCCGAUUUUUCUCUCAGGGUCAACAUCCUGGUCGUAACAGCUCAAGUUCAGUGAAAGCCCAAUUGAAUGAGGUAAGAUUCUUUCAAUGGUUUUCAUUAGAGGAUCUGUUUUCGAAUUUCUUGGACAUGCUUUUGGGGUCAUCUGUUGUAAAGGUUGCUGUGGAUGGAUCCUCAAAUGCUGCUGCCUCAACUUCUACCAAAUCUGAAGUGCCAUUGCAGGAUCCAAAGGAUGCGAAUCCAUCAAAUGAGACUUCGUCUCCAGCUUUGGUUUCGGAGGAGUCGAUAUCUGAGUUUAUUUCACAAGUUGCAAGCCUGGUGAAGCUGGUUGAUUCAAGAGAUAUUGUGGAGUUGCAGUUGAAACAACUUGAUUGCGAGCUGAUAAUCCGAAAAAAAGAGGCCUUGCCUCAGCCACCAUCUCCAGCUCCAGUUGUUAUGAUGCAUCCGCCGUCACCAACACCACCACCACUAAUGCCAAUGCCACCAACUUCACCUGCAGCUUCCUCUACAGCCUCUAGUCCAGCUUCCUCUGCUCCACCCCCAUCAUCACCUUCACCUCCUGCUACUAAAUCACCCAAGUCAUCACAUCCACCACUUAAAUCCCCAAUGGCAGGCACAUUCUACAGAAGUCCAGCACCAGGUGAACCACAUUUUGUGAAGGUUGGAGACAAAGUGCAGAAGGGCCAGGUCUUGUGCAUCAUUGAAGCCAUGAAAUUGAUGAAUGAAAUAGAAGCUGAUCAGUCAGGAACCAUAGUUGAAGCUCUUCUAGAAGAUGGCAAGCCAGUCAGUGUUGACACGCCACUAUUCGUGAUUGAACCAUAAUAAAGCUUGGAUAUGGAGUAGACAAGUAAAAGUACCGAGUAAAAUAUUAGAAGGCAAGUUCUUGGUAAUGUUCUGAGAUGCGGCAUUGUUGUUUUGUGUUAGAUUUGUUUUUGUUUAAUUGGAAUGAGUUUGUUAGGAGUAAAAAGAAAUUUCUGAUUCUAAUAUGAACUAUUUUUGUUGGUUUUGAAAAAUGUAUUUCACUGAAACAGCAGAAUAACUUAUUUUUCCAUGUCUGGAUAGUAUGUCUAAUAAAUUCCUUUCCUAGUUUCUAGUUCA